This is a messenger RNA of Porites evermanni, 5183 nucleotides long. The record is from the annotation of a GenBank genome assembly. Lineage: Eukaryota; Metazoa; Cnidaria; Anthozoa; Scleractinia; Poritidae.
AUGGCGACGGUAGCGGCAACAUCGAAAGUGGACUGCGCUCAAGGAAAAAACGGGAAAAACAAUCCUUCAUCCACCGCACAAGGUGUAGGCACAGGAUCGGCAGAAAUGAUAGACGCUGAGAUGCGAAGAAGACAGAUGAAAUUAAAUCGGAGGGCACAAAGGAAACGGCGUAAGGCCAGAAUGAAAGCAAAACGAAAGGAGGAGGAAAUGGCCAAAAAACGCGCGGAGGUCGAAAACCAAGUCUGUGUUAUGCUUGCAUCUGUACAGUCCGACUUAAACAGCCUUGUUGAAGCCGAGAAACGAAAAUCAGAGCAGUAUCUGUCUCUUGCGAGGAAGUAUUACACGAUGUGGAAGACACUGAAUGAUGAAAGAGCUUGCCGACAGCGCGAAGCGAAGGCAUGGAGUCCAGAGGAAAGGGAUAAGCUUAAUUGCGUAAGUUUCUUCAGCGUUCUCCAUUUAUACUACUUGAUAGUCUUGUUCUUCCCUAAAACAGGGUUGGUUAACAGGUUUUCACCACUGUAGGGAGCUCAAUUUUGUAAAACAUAGUUCGUCAAAUUAUUAAUGUGCCCUUAAACAAAGGAGCCUUUUGUUUUCCGAGGCGCUGCGUCUCGGAUUGACAUAUUGGAAUAGGGGGGAAAUAACACGAACUAUAGUUAUGGGCUUUUUGUGUGUAUGGCCCUCUCUGGCUGGUAAUUCCUCUGGCUAAUAAAGUCAUUUGACCUCAAAUCUGUCCGAAGUAACAUCUCAAACCAAAUCGAACUAAUUCGAACACAUUCGAGCCCUCACCAAAAAAAAAAAACGUUUGAGCAAUAACUUUUGAUUGUGUUCAUUUGCGCUUGGUUGAGUAUGGUUAGUUAGAUUGCACUCGAUUAGGUUUGAUGGCUUACACUUUGAGGUUGGAUGAUGACUGAAAAAUAGUGGUCAACUUUGGAUCGAUGGAUGGAUUGUACAAUGUAUUGGAAACAGGAUUAUGCACAUAGUAACACAGGCAUGCCUGGUUUCCAUAUGAUCGUCCUGUUUGUUCCAGCAAAUGACCCGGACGACUGAGACAACCUCGAUCGGUUGGAUAGAGUUGANACGAACUAUAGUUAUGGGCUUUUUGUGUGUAUGGCCCUCUCUGGCUGGUAAUUCCUCUGGCUAAUAAAGUCAUUUGACCUCAAAUCUGUCCGAAGUAACAUCUCAAACCAAAUCGAACUAAUUCGAACACAUUCGAGCCCUCACCAAAAAAAAAAAACGUUUGAGCAAUAACUUUUGAUUGUGUUCAUUUGCGCUUGGUUGAGUAUGGUUAGUUAGAUUGCACUCGAUUAGGUUUGAUGGCUUACACUUUGAGGUUGGAUGAUGACUGAAAAAUAGUGGUCAACUUUGGAUCGAUGGAUGGAUUGUACAAUGUAUUGGAAACAGGAUUAUGCACAUAGUAACACAGGCAUGCCUGGUUUCCAUAUGAUCGUCCUGUUUGUUCCAGCAAAUGACCCGGACGACUGAGACAACCUCGAUCGGUUGGAUAGAGUUGAGUUCUAUCUGGAUGAUUGUGUUAAUUUUGAAGCGAUCAUAUGGAAAUGCUCUCAGACAAAUGAGACAAUUAGGAUGAUAGAAGGCCAUCCCACAAAUAAUCACUCUUAUUCCAGUAAUCAGGAAUAAAUUGGGCCUGACGCCGCUGAAGUCGAAAAAAAAAUAGUACAAAAAUGUUUGCGCCGCAUAUGGGCGCUAUUUGAAACUAGAGAAAGUCCAUCAGAUCAAGUUCUUGAUGUGCUACUAUGGGUGCUUACCAUUUGACAGAAAAAUCCAGUUGGGGUGUCAAAAGCAUAAUGGUAAGCGAUUUACCAGUUUACCACAGAAUUGCCACAUCCGUAAUAGUUUGAAAUAUCCAAAAAAGGGGCGAAUUUGUGAAGUGUGAGUCUGGAACCGAGAAGGAACCAAGAAGUUGGUAAAUGGUCAGCAACAUUUCCAUUUGGUUUGUACCAACCGGAAUGAACAGACUUCCUCAAAACGUACUCCUCAAUUUUUGGUUGGAAUUUCCGAAAAGUGACCUUACCAUUUAUUACCUUCCAUCCGGAAUUUCGGAAAUUUUCUGUCAAAUGGUAAGCACCCUGUGUCUUUGUGGAACUUUUCUAGCUUGUCAACGCUGCAAAUUAAAAGUAAAAGUAGAUAGCAAGGUACAAGGUUUGCUCUUUGAUUAAAAUCCAUCAUUAUGUUUGGCUUGUUUGCAAAACAUGUACAAAAAUUCCACUGCCUGACCCAGACACAUCUCUGACCACAUCACGUUUCUUGUCUUUGAGACGAUAAUAAACAAUUAUUGGAUGAGGUUUUUGUGAUAUCCGGAAUAAUCAAGGUCGAGGUUCGGCUUCGGCUGAUAACACUAACCGAGACCUUGAUGAUUCCAGAUAUCACAAAAACCGAAUCUAAUAAUUGUUUUAUUAUACUUUAUCUUCAAGUAAUUACUCAAUUUCUUGCUGGGUCGAUGAGCGAAUCGAGAAGCCAUUCUUACUUUGCUGUCCGCGAACUUGACAUUGCUGUCCGUGCACUUGACAUUGCUCUUGGAAAUCAUGCAUUGCGCGCGCAACACUUUUAGCCUCAAAGUGUGAAUAAUCUGUAGGUUGCGCUGUUUCCCAGAAUUAACUGUAGGAUUUUUAGCCAAUGAGAAGACAAAUGGUGACUACAAUGUAUAAUAAAGAUGAUUAUCAGUUGUCGGGAUCAUCUCAAAAUAUUUUCAAACGACUGGGGUGAUUGUGUCAAUCCUCAGGAUCAUGGAAACCAGGCUUAACAAGAUUGCCAGCUAAUGCAGGCUACAUGUGUCUGCAGACUGACAAAAACAAAUCUUAACCUGCAAUGGAACUACAGUGAAGUAAGAUUAAUUUUCUUUUGCCUGUCAAAGUUUAUUUUCCAGGAUUUUUUUCUAUUUCACCCUCCUGUUUAUUCUCUCAUUUGUAAAAUCAUAGUAUCAUAGGGCCUGUUUUAAUGUGGUGAGCCAGCCUAGUUUGCCGAGCUAGCCCAUUUUACAAGGCUCGCUGGGUAAAAUUGUCAUUGUGUUUAUAUAAGAAGGCAAAUGGCCCGCUAGUUGAGGUUUCACCUUGAGCAAAUAGGAUCUUAGCAAGAUAAACAUAACAACAAUUUUAUAUGGAAACAAGGCAUGAGCCAAGCCUGCUCAGUAAAACGGACCAGCCCAUGCUCAUCUUAUUUAAACAGGCCCAUCGUAAGUGAUUGUACCAAACUCCUUUUUGAAUGACAAAAUGAUAUAAAGUGUGUGGAUCAAAUUCUAAAAUGUUGUACUAAGUUUGUUUGUUUUUUUUUCAGCUUUCAUUAUUGAAGGAGCAGAACCCUGUGUGUCCUUUAGAAAUGGUAAGUAGUAAAUUUAAAGACCUCCAAAGACAAGACUAAAAUAAUUUAUUUAUGUAUUUAUGUAGUUGUCAACAAUCAUGAAUAUACAGUCUACUCCUGAUAACUUGAACCUUCUAGGGGAAUUGAUUAAAGUUUGAGUUAUCGGGAGCUUGAAGGAAAUAACCGGAUGUAAGGAAAUAAGGCUGGAAAAGGAAUGCAAGUAUCAUGCAUACUUCACUUCAAGGGCAGCGAGAGAUAGAGAUGUGUUGAUCUUUAUUUUGAAGAAGGAAUUAAGCAACAAAGUAGAAAUAAAUAAAUAAAUUCAAUGUUUUGGACUGCAAUAAACUGAUUUUUUUUCUUUUUUGACGUGCCACAUGCUUAGAACAUGGUUCAAGUCAUCGAGGGUAAAAUAAUUGAAAUUAUAUGAAGGGAAACAAAAAUUACUUUGAGUAAGCGGGAGGCUCGAGUUAUCAAGGGUUCGAGUUUACUGAGGGAAAAAUUGACAGGUCCUUAAAAGGGACAAUAUGUACCCAUACGUUGUCUCUGUGUUAUCAAACAUGUCUCUCUUCCUUGAAAAUCACACACGAAGUCAUUGCAAUAUUAAAUAUAGUACUAAAUUUGUUUCAAAGUUCUUGAUUUGUUUAUAUUUCAGACCUCAGUAACGCUGAACAAGAGGUUUUCUGACUACCUGAGUUCAUCAGAGGGCCCUUUCAAAGUCCUUGGAGAAACCCUUAACGUCACUAGUGCCAUUUGAACAAAGUAAUGCCCAGUUUAUUUUGUUAUUAUUUUUUGGGGAGGAGGGUGGGGGGGUAGGAUUAAAAAGAAAUGCAUUUGAAGUUAGAAGUAAAAUAUGUGGAUUAGCAAAAUGAACCUUACGCGUCUGUAGCUCUCAUUUGUUUUGUUGACAAAGCAUAUAGAUCUUCUUAGAUCCAUCAAACAAUAUCUUCCUCUAAACGAAUGCAUCAAAAUCAACAUCAAAAUGUUAUAUUAUUAAUAUUUAUCCGUUUUUACCUUUUUUUUACUGCUUUUACACUUUUUAAUAGCUGUAAGUUAGUUAUAUAUAUUUCAGGGAAGGGCCACAAGUGGUGGCCAGAAUGGUGACUUGACCAGCAAAAAACUUCACUCACUGGUCACGCAAACUCUCACUCUUCAACAAACAGCCAAAUCCUCACCUGUACAUCUCAGAAUACUCUCUUUGUAAAAAUAAAAUCACAUUUGUUAAUAGAAAAUUACACAAGGAUUAGUUAACUUCUUUUUCCAAAUACAUGUAUUUCGGCUGGUCAGAAUGAGACUUGACCAAGCAAUAUUUUCUUUGGCUGGUCAUCAUGUCUGGCUUUAGUGCACCAAUGAUAUUUUGGAUUCUAGGAUUAACAUUCACUUUUAUUUCUUGAGACAACAGGAGUGUACAAUAGCUGUUUCUAAAAUGACAAAAUUGUCUUCAUUCUAUUUUCUAGCAUCAAAGUAAAAUUUUCAGUGGUGCUUCAGUCUUCAAUGCUCCUGUACAAGAAGUCCUUCAUUAAAGUUAGAGAUACAGUCAAGAAAAGCACUUUUAUGUCAUGAUGAUGAUGAUGAUGAUGAUGAUGAUGGUGGUGGUGUUGAUGGUGCCAUGGUGAUCUGGUAACUGAUAUGCUCCUAUUUUACUUCAACGUGUUACAUGUACAUUGGUACUUCAGGGUUGGAUCUAGAAACUUCAGAAAGGGGUGGCCAGGACACUUGCCCACUUGCCAGCUAUAUAGAUACAUGUACUUUUUAUUUUCUAAGAAUUCUUUAAAAAUAAUGCAAAAUUUCAAAGAAAAAGGGGUUGCUGCAGCCCCCUCGGCCCACUCCUUUAUCUGCCCUUGUACUCUAAUUACCCGUCAAUAAGCCAG